Molecule: messenger RNA, 213 nt
Organism: Dictyostelium purpureum
Lineage: Eukaryota; Evosea; Eumycetozoa; Dictyosteliales; Dictyosteliaceae
Exons: 1
Coding region: 1-213 (70 amino acids)
Source: RefSeq, a predicted model, not a curated record
AUGGCUAGUUUAAUUAUACUAUCUGCCUCAUUAUUUAUUUCUCUCCUGCUGCCAAUUUCAUUUAAAGAGACUAUACUAAUUAUAUUCUUUUUAAUGAUACUAUUUAUCCAUCUAUCUCCUUAUUUCCACAUUAAUAAUAGUGGCACAAGUAGCAGUAGAUUACCAAGGAGAACAGUCCCAAUUUCACCAUCAAUUAAUAAAAAAAUUAACUAA